This is a messenger RNA of Botrytis byssoidea, 1131 nucleotides long. RefSeq lists its product as uncharacterized. NCBI's taxonomy places the organism in Eukaryota, Fungi, Ascomycota, Leotiomycetes, Helotiales, Sclerotiniaceae. The coding region runs from base 1 to 1131 and encodes 376 amino acids. The record is from RefSeq and is a predicted model, not a curated record. Gene Ontology annotation, cellular component: cytoplasm. The transcript is spliced from 6 exons. Gene Ontology annotation, molecular function: flavin adenine dinucleotide binding; electron-transferring-flavoprotein dehydrogenase activity.
AUGUCGAAAACUGUUCUAAUUCUCGGCGCUUCUUAUGUCGGUCUAACGAUCGCGCAUAAGCUUUUGAAAACGACUCUAUCGGCGGUUCCUGAACUCAAGAUAGUUUUAGUCUCGCCAACUACACAUCUAUAUUGGAAUAUGGCUUCAGUCCGAGCAAUUGUCCCAGGGCAAUUUGGCGAUGAAAAGAUGUUCGCAGAGAUUGCACCUGGCUUUUCCAAAUAUCCAAGCGAAUCCUUCGAGUUCCUCUUAGGCACGGCUACGAGUAUGGAUCCAGUCGCUAAAACAGUCACAAUAAGGACUACUGCGGGUCCGGAUUCGGUUCAAUCAUACGAUUCGUUGGUUAUUGCUACCGGUAGUCACACCAUAGGCGAAGUACCGUGGAAAGGAGCGCCUUCUGGAUAUGAACAGACUAAAGAACUACUUCACAAAUUUCGCGAGAAGGUGGCCAACGCAAAAACUAUUGUAGUGGGAGGUGCAGGACCUACGGGUGUGGAGACUGUCGGAGAGUUAGGAUUCGCAUUUGGAACAACCAAGGACAUCAUAUUAAUAACAUCAAGCGAUGAAAUUCUCAAAGGCGCGGUCACCAGCCCCAUAGCCUCAGGAGCACAGAAAGAACUAGAAAAAAUGAACGUCAACGUGAGGCUCCGAACGAGGAUCAACUCGACGAAAGUCCUCCCCACGAGUCAAACCGAACUCUCCCUAUCCAAUGGCGAGAAACUCAUUUGUGAUCUGUACCUCCCCACGCUGGGCACAAUCCCCAACAGCGAAUACAUCCCUAAGGACCUCCUCGACGGACAAAACUUCGUCAAAGUAGAUCAACAUCUUCGUGUCCACGGCGCAGAAGAUGUCUGGGCCGCAGGCGACAUUAUCGAUGCCCAACCAAGUCAAUUCGUCUACGCCGAUAAACAAGCCCACGCCCUCGCCAAAAAUCUCGAUCUCGUGCUGAGAUCGAAGAAUCCGGUCGUGUAUAAAACUGAUGGCGCCCCCAUGAUUGCCGUUGCGCUCGGUCGAAGCAAAGCUACGGGCCGCUCGGGAAAUUUCAAAUUGCCGAGUUUGAUUGUGUGGUUUGUUAAGGGACGCACGCUAGGCACGCAAAAUCUCCUCCCAUAUGUGAACGGCACCAAGUUUUGA